This is a messenger RNA of Ilex paraguariensis (yerba mate), 381 nucleotides long. The record is from the annotation of a GenBank genome assembly. Lineage: Eukaryota; Viridiplantae; Streptophyta; Magnoliopsida; Aquifoliales; Aquifoliaceae.
AUGGUUCUCCUAGUCAUAGCAAUGGUAUUUAGUUUAUUGUGCAAGGAGAUAAGCCUAGUCAAUGGGGAUAUUGGCACGGCUACUUCUUAUAAUCCUCCAUAUACACCUACCAAGUGCAAUGGCAACAGAGCAGAUCAAUUUCCACCAGGAAAUCUAUUUGUAGCAGUGAGUGAAGGCCUGUGGGACAAUGGGGCAGCGUGUGGCAGGCGUUACAGAUUGAGGUGCUUGAGCGGCUAUAACAAGCCAUGCAAGGAUGGUACUGUUGACGUUAGGGUGGUGGACUUCUGCCCUAGAAGGCCAUGCCCUGCAACUAUUGUCAUGUCCAAUGAUGCUUUUGGAUCUGACAUGAAAUAUGCAAAUAUCAAGUCCUCAUCAGUGUGA